AUGGCCUACCAAGAUCAAAUUAACUUGGAUGUUAACCGGGCUAUUAUUUUGCGCUCAGCCACCACACGAUGGUAUAAAAUGGACUCCAACCCUCGUGGUAAAGCUGUCAUAUUUGUCCAGGAUAUAAAAUACACCACCGAACCUAUAGUGGUUGACCUGGGCAACGAGGGAUUAAGAUUCAAGCACAUUUUCAAUCAGCUUGGUUACGACACCCAGGUCCACAUGCGAAAAUCUUCCACAGAAAUAAUGAGCACACUAAAUGAGUAUGCUACUUCCGAGCACCCUGGUGACUCAUUCAUCGUGAUGUUCACUGGGCACGGAUUUAAUGGUAAUAUUUGUGGCAAUGACAAUUACGAACACGAUGUCUUACCCAUACAAAAUGUACUGGAUCUGUUUUCUGAGAAAAAUUGCUUGGCAUUACAGAGCAAGCCUAAAGUGUUCCUGUUCAAUUGUUGCCGAGAAAGUUAUGCAGCGUAUUGCAACGGAAUUGAAAUGUAUACGUACUUUGGGCGGGCCUUAAGUCAUACCCCAGCUCAAUUUGCCAGCUAUAAGAGCCUGGAUGAGAUCAUUAAAAAGACAACCGCGCGAUUGGAAAGUGAUUUGGCGGUCGUGAGGGAAAUGGAGCCCACGGAUGACAACCAACACAACCCGGAGUUUCAAACGUUUGGCGUCCAAAAGGAUUUGUAUUUUAACCCGGGUCUUUAAAUUUUAUGAUCUUAAAUUUGUCUUAAAUAUUAAUUUUAUUUAUAAACAACUAUUUGUAUCUUGAAUCUGAAUCUCAC
This is a messenger RNA of Oppiella nova, 782 nucleotides long. The record is from the annotation of a GenBank genome assembly. Lineage: Eukaryota; Metazoa; Arthropoda; Arachnida; Sarcoptiformes; Oppiidae.